CAUGGGAUGCCAACUGCCCUAAAACCCUGAAAUAGAAGAAGAACUGGCGGUUUCCCGAAAUUCUUUGGUCGCAAUCGCUUCAUCUGUAACAAUGGCGGCCGCCCUGAGAGGAAGCUUGGUAACAUUGGUCAAGGGCCUGAGCGGCCCCCGGUGGCAGCAGCUGGCCUCUCGACCAUUGAGUGUGUCUGCUGCUUUGUGUGGCCCAGAAGCCCCACCCGCCCGUGCUGAUGCUACCUUCAAGGUCACAAUGGUGCCAGGGGAUGGAGUGGGACCUGAGCUGAUGACUGCUGUCAAGGAAGUGUUCAAGGCAGGAGAUGUCCCAGUAGAAUUUGAGGAGUUUCACCUGAGCGAGGUACAGAACAUGGCCAGUGACGAGAAGCUGGAGCAAGUGUUAACCUCAAUGAAGACCAACAAAGUGGCAAUGAAAGGAAAGAUUCACACACCCAUGGAAUUUAAAGGGGAGCUGGCUUCAUACGAGAUGAGACUGAGGCGUAAACUGGACCUGUUUGCUAAUGUGGUUCAUGUGAAUAGCCUGCCGGGCUACAGCACUCGCCACAACAACCUGGACCUGGUCAUCAUCCGCGAACAGACCGAGGGGGAGUACAGCUCCCUGGAGCACGAGAGUGUGACAGGUGUGAUCGAAUGUUUGAAGAUCAUCACCAGAGUUAAGUCACGGCGCAUCGCCAAGUUCGCUUUCGAUUACGCCACCAAGAAGGGACGAAGCAAGGUCACAGCUGUUCACAAGGCCAACAUCAUGAAAUUAGGUGAUGGCCUGUUUCUGCAGAGCUGUGCAGAGAUUGCCCAACUGUACCCCAAAAUCAAAUAUGAGACCAUAAUCAUUGAUAACUGUUGCAUGCAGCUGGUCCAGAACCCAUACCAGUUUGACGUGCUGGUGAUGCCCAACCUGUACGGUAACAUCAUCGAUAACUUGGCAGCGGGGCUGGUUGGAGGAGCAGGAGUUGUUCCUGGGGAAAGCUACAGUGCAGAGUAUGCUGUGUUUGAGACUGGUGCACGCCACCCAUUUGCACAAGCUGUAGGAAGGAACAUUGCCAACCCUACAGCCAUGCUGCUGAGUGCUGCUAACAUGCUCAGGCACCUCAAUCUGGAAUAUCACUCCCAAAUGGUGUCAGAUGCUGUCAAGAGGGUCAUCAAACAGGGAAAGGUACGGACACGAGACCUUGGCGGGUACUGUACCACUGGCGACUUUGUGUGUGCUGUUGUGGAAAACCUGCGUCACCAACCUGUUAACUGAGCUGUAUCGUCGCACUCCACACUGAUAUUUCCUUAAAUCUGGACGUUGUUCUUAACAUGAACUGGACGCAUGUUAAGACUCACCUCUCAUUGCCAGAUGACAGUUGUGCCACACAUUUUUGACAAACGCCAUCAGUUGCGUCAUAAUACAUUAUAUAUGGUUUAUACCGGAUUUGCUAAAAGAUCCAGUGGAAUCAAUGGUGCCUUGUGUUGUAAUUUACUAAAAUAUGUGCAGUUCACGAGGCUUCCUCUCAUGGAUUUAUAUCAUAUCUAUAUUAUCUUCCCUCAUAUUAACUGUCCAUCACUUUGCAUCUUCUACUGUUGCAGUUUUUAUUUGACUGAUAGAGAUCAUCUUUUUACUCAUUCUGAGGGACCUUUGUGUCUACUUAUUUUGAUGUCUUGGUGCUUGUUGCAUCAACCAUGUUGGCCAUACAGACUACCUCUCUGCUAUCACACAUACAGUCUGUAAAGCAACCAGUUUAUAUUGGCUGAUCUGCUUUUGCCUCACACUUCAGCAGCAACUUACCUCACUUUUAUCUCAUUUGCACAUUGUAAAUCAAUAUACAGUAUGGUAUCACUGCUACAUCAUGAUCAAAUAAGACCGUAACAUUUCCGACCUACAAAUGUGUUCACGUUUUUAAUAAAACUCUGUUCUGCCAUUUCAGUGCUGUAAAGCCAGCAGUUUUUUUGCAGUGAGUUACUGUAUUGCAAAGGCAAACCUGUCCUAAUGUUUGUUGCUGGAGAUUAUCAAUACAAAUGAUAUUUUAACAUUAGCCUUUCAAGAAAACCAAAAAUAUUAUACUUUGAGGUAUUACUCCAUUGACGGAGUAAAAAAAAAACCUGGCAGGUGUUAUAACCAAUUUAGAAAUGGUAUAAUCAUUUAUUUUACAGUUUAAUAGCCACAGAAAAUCUCCCUUUAUGAUUGUCACAUUUCCCCUAAAGCCAGUCCUCUAUUCAUUGUGAGUAUCAUCUUAGUUUUUAGUUUUGAACCAAAAAAUGAAUUGUCAUACUUUUGAAAUAUUUAUAUAUCAUUUCCAAGGACUCCUAAAAACAAGUUUUGUAUAAGCUGGUGCUGCUCAUUCCCACAGAACUUUUCAUGCCACCAAUGCUGAAAGAGUUUAAAACACUGUUCGGUCUCCUCACUUUGGCUGUCAUGCUUUUUUUCUUACUGUGCUACAAUUUAAGACUUCAAGUAGUCGGUUAACAAGAAAUAAAGUAAGAUAAGUCACUGAACUCUUGUUUUGACCUUGUAGUGCAAUCUACUUUGUUUUUUUACUUUCUAGAGAAUGUACCACCACCAGUGUAAACUGCAUCAUGUCCUUUUUUAUUUUUUGUUCAUGAGAUUUAGUUUCCCUGAUUAGGGAAUAGUUUUCACUAAUGAAUAUGUUAUGGAGAUUUCAUACCUGCAACUUCUCAAAAGUGUGAUGUCAUUUUGAAUAAAUAAUCUGUCUUUUCUUAAUAGUCACGGUUGGACUGAAUGAUGUUUUUAUGGUUCAAUAACUAAUAAGACUAAACCUAUGUUGGACAAUGGCAGUGUGUUUCAUCUAUUGUUGACAUUACUACUGUAUCCGGUUUUAUAGACGUACCUUAUGUGACUAAUAUAUUUAAAUUCUCAGCCUGCUAAAGAUUAAAAUGUGAGAAAAUAAAGAAGAGAACAUAGCUUAGGAAAUGA
Perca flavescens (yellow perch) is the source of this 2923-nucleotide messenger RNA. It is a transcript of the gene idh3b, whose product is annotated as isocitrate dehydrogenase (NAD(+)) 3 non-catalytic subunit beta. Gene Ontology annotation, molecular function: magnesium ion binding; oxidoreductase activity, acting on the CH-OH group of donors, NAD or NADP as acceptor; NAD binding. Lineage: Eukaryota; Metazoa; Chordata; Actinopteri; Perciformes; Percidae. The record is from RefSeq and is a predicted model, not a curated record. Gene Ontology annotation, cellular component: mitochondrion. The transcript has 11 exons. Gene Ontology annotation, biological process: tricarboxylic acid cycle; isocitrate metabolic process. The coding region runs from base 92 to 1252 and encodes 386 amino acids.